CAAACCAAGGACACUGGCAACGUAAUUUCCGAGAACUGUUAUCAGAGUGCGUUGAACACAUGGAACAGAACUGAGCUGCGCAAGUCGAGGAAACGGCAACGCAACUGCCGGAAGACCGAGAAACUCGGCAACUGCGCAAGCCAGUCUUCUCACAAUUGCGUUGCAGCGUUGUGUUCUAGCGUCAGCUGUUCUAACGUGUUUCUGUGAUUCGUAUACUUGUUCAUAUGGCACGAAAGGCUGAUAAAGUUGAUAAUUUUGUUUUUGUGCAGUUAAUUGAACAGGAGCCUGGCAUAUAUGACAAAUGCCACCCAAACUAUGGUAGACGGGACAAAGUAGAUUUGGCUUGGGAAAGAAUUUCACAUGAGAUGAAGGAGUCUGUCGCAGCCUGUAAAGACAGAUGGAAACACAUAAGAACAGUAUUCGUCCGCCAUUUGCAUGAUAAGACACCUGGGUCGUCUGCUAAAAAGCGUCCAUACUAUCUUCAUGACGCAAUGCAGUUCAUGAUUCCACACAUAACGAAAAGUAGCCACCAGGAAAGCAAUUUGGCAGCGUCGCACAGUAAAGAAGACACUGCAUUAUCGGGAGAAAACGAAGAAGACACUCAGAUGAACGAAACGUCGGAUGAAAACUUGCCGGAAAGUAUCACACCAUCGCAGAGUCCUGCCGUGGUACAACAAGCUUAUCAUCAGAGCAACCGAGACGAUUCUAAGCAGCCGUUACUUAGCAAACGACGUCGGCCAACAGGUUUGGAUCCGGCUGAUACGUGCUUCAUGGACUACGUGAAGCAAGAGACGCAGUGGAGAACUGCGGAUCCAGACUCAGGCUUUCUGCACAGUCUGCUCCCAGAUAUGAAAUCAAUGACUUCUAAGCAGAAACGUACGUUUAAAAUUGGAGUUCUAAAUCUGAUGGAUGAGAUAUUAGAAGAUACAGGAAGUGACCAGCAGUCUAUCACAGACUGAGUGAAACAUCUCAAGAACUACAUGAUAGCUCCAGUGAGUGUUAACAUAUUUGCAAACGGAACAGAGGAAAUCAGGAAAUGUGGACUCCCACACAAAUGGCACGGGUGAUACAAACUGAUUGUAACAGAUAAUGUAAAAACAAUGCCUAGCAGUGGCGUGGUAUUUGUUUAGACAUCUCCAUAAUAUACUAUAUAUAGCAGUAAAUAGAUAAACUUUCCUUACCUCAGAGUAUCAGCAGUCUUUCUUCUGCCGACACAUCUGUACGAAAUUUUGUAUCGUUUCUUCGAAUUUGAGGUCCUACAAGAUCCACUAAUAGAAAAACUUUCAAUGUUCAUUUUGUAAAGUGAUUUCAGCAGUUCUGGGUACUGGUUAAGUUCUUAAAAAAAAAAAAAAAGAAUAUAAGCACCCGAGUUUAAAUUGUCGCGCAAGAACGGGUGCACCCAAUGUUUCCUUGUCUCAUGUCUUCCCUUCUGAAGGCGCGUCCACAUUACUCGUGCUCGUCAGGAGACUCGUCUGGCUUUUACUUGUGCUCGU
Cryptotermes secundus is the source of this 1493-nucleotide messenger RNA. RefSeq lists its product as uncharacterized. Gene Ontology annotation, biological process: regulation of transcription by RNA polymerase II. Gene Ontology annotation, cellular component: nucleus; transcription regulator complex. Gene Ontology annotation, molecular function: DNA binding. The record is from RefSeq and is a predicted model, not a curated record. The transcript has 2 exons. The coding region runs from base 225 to 959 and encodes 244 amino acids. Lineage: Eukaryota; Metazoa; Arthropoda; Insecta; Blattodea; Kalotermitidae.